This is a messenger RNA of Cottoperca gobio, 1841 nucleotides long. RefSeq names its product sorbitol dehydrogenase (gene sord). NCBI's taxonomy places the organism in Eukaryota, Metazoa, Chordata, Actinopteri, Perciformes, Bovichtidae. The coding region runs from base 157 to 1221 and encodes 354 amino acids. Gene Ontology annotation, molecular function: L-iditol 2-dehydrogenase (NAD+) activity; zinc ion binding. The transcript has 9 exons. Gene Ontology annotation, biological process: D-sorbitol catabolic process. The record is from RefSeq and is a predicted model, not a curated record.
UCACACGCUUUGUUUUGGUACCAGCCCCUCUAUUACGAAGCUGUAGCCUGCCACUGGUUCCUUCUGUACUUUGACACUUGCAGAAUAACAAGAAGGGAAAUCUCUCGUUGGACUUGGUUCAUCUUUCUGCUUCAUUUUCACCCUGUUGUAUCUGUCAUGGCGGAAGAAAAUCUGUCCGUGGUGCUGCACGCACAGGGAGACCUCCGGCUGGAAAAUCGCCCCAUCCCAGAGCCAGGACCCAAUGAGGUUUUGCUUCAGAUGCAUUCAGUAGGAAUCUGUGGAUCAGAUGUUCACUACUGGCAGCACGGCCGUAUUGGGGACUAUGUCCUCACCAAACCAAUGGUGUUAGGGCACGAGGCGGCAGGGCGAGUGGUGAAGGUUGGAUCAGCAGUCAAGCAGCUUAAAGUAGGUGACAGAGUGGCCAUUGAGCCAGGCGUGCCCCGCGAGAUGGACGAGUUCUUCAAAAAUGGACGUUAUAACUUGUCUCCGACCAUCUUCUUCUGCGCCACGCCUCCCGACGAUGGCAAUCUCUGCCAAUACUAUAAGCACAGUGCCAGCUUCUGUUACAAGUUGCCCGAUAAUGUGACAUUUGAAGAGGGAGCUCUAAUCGAACCUCUGUCUGUGGGGAUCCACGCCUGUCGCCGAGCCGGUGUAACUCUCGGCACAACCGUGCUCAUCUGUGGUGCAGGGCCUAUUGGGUUAGUCUGCUUGCUUGUGGCCAAGGCGAUGGGGGCCUCGCAGGUCGUCAUCACCGAUCUGUUUCCCGAGCGUCUGAAAAUGGCCAAAGAGUUGGGCGCAGACUUCCAGCUGACGGUGAAGAGAGGAGACGCACCCCAGCAGCUGGCCAAGAGUGUAGCGGACAAGCUGGGCGCUCAGCCUCACGUCACUAUUGAGUGCUCUGGUGUGGAGAGCAGCAUUCAAACGGCCAUCUAUGCCACACGUGCAGGUGGUGUGGUGACGUUGGUGGGUCUCGGCUCCGAGAUGGCCACCAUUCCUCUGAUCGAUGCUGCCUUAAGAGAAGUGGACAUCCGAGGAGUUUUUCGCUACUGCAACACCUGGCCGAUGGCCAUAGCCAUGUUGGCGUCAGGUAAAGUGGACGUGAAGCCCCUCGUGACCCACCGUUUCCCCCUGGAGCAGGCAGUCCAGGCCUUUGAAACCACACGUCAGGGUCUCGGGAUAAAGGUCAUGUUAAAGUGUGACCAGCACGACCAGAAGCCCUGAUCUCUCCUGCUGCCGUGAAACAAACCUGACCUGAGUGACUCAGCACGACAAUCAGACAUGAACACAAGCUGGACAUUGACCAGUAAAUUGGCCGGUUCAAAGAGACACAAUAAUAACCACUGUAAAUUGACUGCCGUGUUGCUUGCAUGUCAGAGAUGUAAUUAGCAUCAAAUGGUACGAUAAAUGAUUUUUAUAAUGCUCAACUUUGUUGUAUAACCAACAUUUUAAUAAUUGUAUAUAAUUUGGGUUAGUUUCAAAUUUAUAAUAUUUUUACAUAUGGCUACUAUAGGGAAAGAAAAUCAUUAAACAAUAAUAUAAAAUAAAAAUGUUAGAUGGCUUUUUGUAUUUAAUUUUCAUAGAGCCUAUACUAUCUAAUUGCUGACACUAGGGGGAACUAGAGGUUAAAGUGAAAACGUAUAGCAGGGUAUUUUGUCCCAAUUCUAUGCUACAUGCUAUUAGUACAUAUUAUGUACUAUAUACUGUAUUCAUAAUCCAUUUAAAGUAUACUACUUUGCAAUUAGAAAACAAGAAAUCAUACUUUACCAUUUUAUACCAACAGGAAUAUAAAUCAAAUUGCUUCUUCAGAAUGCCACUGCUAAAUAAACUUCACAGAAAUGAAA